GUAAAAACACCCAGAGAGUGGUGGGUGCGUCGAGGCUCAUUGAAAGGCGAAAUAGCAAAAUAUCUCAAAUCUGAAGAGGAAACAAAAAACAACAGUAAUUUACCAACGUCUACAUACUGGAAUAUUUUUUUUAUUUUAACACACUUAAUGUGAAGAAAGUAUUUAUAUCUACAUUUUUAUAUUUGCACUAGUUAACGGUACUUCAACUACUGAGAAUCCUUAUUUUUUAACCCGAGAAAACAGGAUCACUCAUCUGUGGAAGGACACAUUUCCUCUGCAACCAGCACUUUGUUUUUUGAAUUUGUCACUCAAACCUCACUGUCAUUCACCUGGGUCAAACCAAACCUUUUUCCCAGUGAGAGGCUUGAAGAACAUCAAAAUUCAACUAUCCAACGGAAAUACUUUAAAGAAAAUAUUGCUUGCACCGGGGCAGUUCAGCAGCUAUGCAGCUUGAGAUCCAAGUAGCACUCAAUUUUAUAAUUUCUUAUUUGUACAACAAGCUGCCACGAAGACGUGUCAACAUUUUCGGGGAAGAGCUUGAGAGGCAGCUGAAGCAGAAAUACGAAGGACACUGGUAUCCAGACAAGCCAUACAAAGGCUCUGGAUUCAGAUGCAUACACGUGGGGGAAAAAGUGGAUCCAGUUGUGGAACAAGCGGCCAAAGAGAGCGGGUUGGACAUUGACGACGUCCGUAAUAACCUGCCUCAGGACCUGAGCGUUUGGAUCGACCCGUUCGAGGUUUCAUAUCAGAUAGGCGAGAAGGGACCCGUCAAAGUGCUGUAUGUGGACGAUAGCACUGACAGUGGCCUGGAGUUGGACAAAGAGAUCAAAAACAGUUUUAACCCUGAAGCCCAGGUGUUUAUGCCAAUCAACGAGCCUGUCGGACAUUCGCCCACGUCCAGUUCUCCCUCUCCACCUUUCGGCCAGUCUGCUGCAGUAAGUCCCACCUUUAUGCCCCGUUCCACCCAGCCUUUAACCUUCACCACUGCCACCUUCGCAGCCACUAAGUUUGGCUCUACCAAAAUGAAAAGCAGCGGCAGGAACAACAGCAAGGUGGCACGCACUUCCCCCACCAAUCUCAGCCUGAAUGUAAACAACCUCUUGAAGCAGAAAGCCAUCUCCACGUCAAUGCAUUCUCUCUACGCCCUGGGACAGGGAAGCCAGCAGCCCAAGCCUUCUGCUCUCUCACCCAACGCCAAGGAGUUUGUGUUCCCCAACCUCCAGGGACAGAGCAGCAGCCCAAGUGCAAUGUUCCCAGGGGACAGCUCCGUCAGCCUGAGUCCUCUCCAGUACAAUAAUGCCUUUGACGUGUUCGCGGCCUAUGGAGGCCUGAAUGAGAAGUCAUUGAUGGAUGGUUUGAAUUUCAGCUUGAGCAACAUGCAGUAUUCUAACCAGCAAUUCCAGCCAGUCAUGGCCAACUAGAAAACAAAGAUCCCCACAAAAAAAAAGAAAAAAAAAAAGACCAGAAAUAUGGUAGAGCAUUGGGUGGGGGCGAGGGCGGGGGGGUGAACGCACAUUUUCAGAAUUUGACAAUUAAACAAACAAACAAAAAAAAAAAAAGAAAAAGAGAAAAAAAAAAGACAGAUAAUGUCAGCAGAAAAGUCUUGGUGGAGAAGUUAAAUGAGCAUGGGCCCGAGGGAGAACGACUUUACCCCCUUGAGUUUUUUUUUUUUUCCCUCUUUCUUUCUUUCUUUCUUUCUUUCUUUCUUUCUUUUUUUACUUCUUUUUUUAAAUGAUGAAGCUUGUUGUACAACGUGUCCAAGCUUGGUUACCUAAACUCAACAUGCAUCGUUUUUCUUUUCUUUUCUUUUGCCAACCAAGCACAAAAAUUAUUUUUACUGACUGUUUUACAGUAUAUCUCUAUAAAGAAGAAUACACAAGUCAUGGCCUCUUACAGUAUUUAAGAUAUAGCUGGACAGCCAAUUUUUCAAAGAAUUGGCAGAAAUAUUAAGUGGAAUUUCCUGGUCUUUUUUCUAAUUGUAUAAUUUAAUUUAGUACAGAGUUUGUAAAAUAUCAGAGUAUAUAUUGUUUCUACGACAUGGUAUUGCAUUUAUAUCUUUUUACUACUCCAGUGAUCCGUGAUGGCUGCAGCAGCUUUGUGUUAUAUUUCUUUUUUUUAUUGAAAUUGUAAAAUGAAUCCAUCUUUAAAAACAUCGACUAUUCUAAAGAUUGUGUACAGAAUAUUCCGUAGUGGUGGGAUUUAAGAAUAUUUGCUUUUUGGAAAAAAAACACAUAAGAGUUGUAUUUUCUGUUAAGAGUUAAAAAAAAGAUUUUUGCUAUAUUAUGGACAAAAUGUAAUGGUAUAUUAAUUUUGUACCUACAUUGUGCAAUACUUGAUAAACAAACGGUAUAACAAAGUAUUUGGCGUCAGUGUCUUACACGUUAAGAGGGACUGAUAGUUUAUUAAGUUUGUAUUAAAAUGCUUGAAAAUA
This is a messenger RNA of Chanos chanos (milkfish), 2431 nucleotides long. It is a transcript of the gene tob1a, whose product is annotated as transducer of ERBB2, 1a. Lineage: Eukaryota; Metazoa; Chordata; Actinopteri; Gonorynchiformes; Chanidae. The coding region runs from base 444 to 1421 and encodes 325 amino acids. Gene Ontology annotation, cellular component: nucleus; cytoplasm. The record is from RefSeq and is a predicted model, not a curated record. Gene Ontology annotation, molecular function: transcription corepressor activity. Gene Ontology annotation, biological process: regulation of gene expression. The transcript is spliced from 2 exons.